Messenger RNA from Plasmodium vivax (malaria parasite P. vivax), 1546 nucleotides. RefSeq names its product tryptophan-rich antigen (Pv-fam-a). Lineage: Eukaryota; Apicomplexa; Aconoidasida; Haemosporida; Plasmodiidae. Bases 212 to 1546 code for a protein of 444 amino acids. The record is from RefSeq and is a predicted model, not a curated record. The transcript has 2 exons.
CCCCAUUUCGUGAUCCCCCCUAUUUGCCCCUAUCCUUAUGCACCCUUUGUUGCACUAACUACCAUUGCGCUCUCUUGCAUUAAAUUGGAAGUAUCCAAUAUUCACUUCAUCACAUUAUAGCAAGUUCGUUAUGUAACAGUUAUUAAAAAAAACAACGGGACAUUCUCUUCUCUUUCUAAAAACCGUGUGAUCUACUUCAAAAUAAGAAACUAUGGAAACACUUGGCAAUUACCAAGAGCUCAUGCCAGGAAACUACUCACUUCCUGCCGUAAGGGAAAACAGUGCGUACUCCUCACUAAGUAAUUACAAAUAUCCUAAAAGGUCAAGUAUACUAUUGGGUGCUCUUCUUUUUGCGUUUUUAUUUUUCAUCAGUCAUUUUUUUCAGUUUCUCCCCACACUUGGAAAUAAAUUCAAAAGGUCCGCAAGGAACGCAAUAGGGUAUAGCACAGUAGAAAAGGAAGACGUGAAGAAAGAUGCGAAGAAAGACGGAAAGGAAUUACCCAGCAGAAGUGCAUCCAAAACAGAGAGCAAAGAAAAUAACGAGAAAAAUAACAGCCAGAAAAAUGAAGCCAGGAAAAACAGUGAACCAAAACAACCAAACGAUAACAAUGUUAAGAGGAUAAACAAAAAUGAGGAAAAAAGAAAACAAAGAUAUAACAUUGGUUUAAAAGGAGACGAAGAAGAAGUGCAAACAACCCAAUCAAAUGGUGAUGGACAAAAAAGCCAAACGAGUUUACUGGAUAAAAUAAUAAAUGCAAAAAAAAUGGGAAAGGGAGGAAUGAAAAAACUUAUCAAGAAACCAACUGUGCUCCAUACCGCAAAUUACAAUUAUAAAGAUUCAACGGAAGAUUUACAAGAAGAAAAAUCAGAGGAAUGGGAAAAUAACCAAUGGAAUAUCUGGAAGAAGAAAAAUGAAGAGGAAUGGAAAAUUUUUAACACAUCCAUUGAAAAUGAAAAAGACACGUGGCUUCAAGGAAUAGAAAAGGAAUGGCAGGAAUUGCUAGAAGCUAUGCAAAAUAAAUGGAUUCACUAUAACAAAAAAAUGGACGCGGAAUACCAAAUCAACAUUCUGGAAAAAUCUUCACAAUGGGAUGACACGCAAUGGGUAGAAUGGAUUAAAACAGAAGGAAAACAAUUUAUGGAACAACAAUGGAAAAUGUGGCUUGCUCAAAAGGAGGCACAUCUGAACAACUGGGUUGUAAAUGAAUGGAUACAGUGGAAAAACUCGCAGAUUAUGGAAUGGCUAACGACUGACUGGAGACUUCAAAAAGAGGCUUCAUGGUCAAAUUAUGAAAAUAAUAAAAUUACAAACAUGCUACAAAUAAAAAAGAGAAAACAAUGGAACAAAUGGAAAGAGCGCAUCAACAGAGAAAGGGAAGAGUGGGACGCUUGGGUACGCUCCAAAGAAAAUAUAUAUAUAAAUACUAAAUGGAAUAAAUGGUCUAAAUGGAAAAAGGACAAACGAUUUAUAUUCAGUAAAUGGGUGGAAAUGUUUACUAACAAGCUGAUAAGUGAACGGCAAUGGAAAGAAUGGGUUAAAUCAUAA